AUGAUACCUCUCACAACUCUCUGGUUUUGCGCCAAAAGGAUGCCCCGCAUUUUCGCGCUGACAUUUGAUUUCAUUACUGUUUUUCUACUUGCUUUUGUUCUCGUAGGGUGCAGUAACGCAAAGCAACUGUCGACCUAUCUGGUCAGUUAUAAAUUCAAUACUGAUUCACCAAUGUAUGAGAUAAUUGAGACAUCUUUCAACUCCACUCAAUCAACAGAGGGUCUCCAGGACGUUGAAAUAUUUGCGGGAUAUUUAGGUAUCUGCUUUGAUAACGUUCCUGCGACUAUAAGCAAUACGUCAAUAUUAUGCUUUGAUCGUAAGAAUGUCUCUAAUAGCGCUUUUUAUGAUGACUUGGCGGUAAAAGUGUUCAAUAUCCGGUCUACAAACUCAACCGUCACUAAAUCCACCGAAUUGAACAUCGUGCAACUGGCCCAGGACAUGUCAGUGGAAAUUGUGCAUCCUUAUAUUUUGAUUGCAACAAUCAUUUUAGCACUUUUGAUGUUUUGUUUGAUCCUUUAUGUGACCUUGCCGAAAGUCCCCGGAAAAGGCCCUGCAAAUCUCGCUCUUUUGGCGCUAUGCCCGAUUAUAACCCUUUUGUGGGGAAUCGGCGCAAUGUGCACCCAUAUUGCCAGUAAAUCAAGUUCGGAAUUUAUCCCAGCCGCUUCGAUGAACAUAAUUGAUGUUCAUAAAGGCUCUAAGGCUGCUACGAUGUCGUGGUUUUCAUUUUCUUUUCUGUGCAUCGAUUGUUUAAUUCUCUGGGGACUUUAUUUCAGAGACCGUAAAUCGCUCAGCAAGGAAAUUGAUAACGUGCGGAAAUCUGAUCAAAAUCCCCCCAAAUACGCUAGUGAUGAAUCGAGCUUUUCGAGUAGAAACUAUCACUAUAAAUAA
Molecule: messenger RNA, 888 nt
Organism: Lachancea fermentati
Lineage: Eukaryota; Fungi; Ascomycota; Saccharomycetes; Saccharomycetales; Saccharomycetaceae
Source: the annotation of a GenBank genome assembly